AUGUCUUCAUCUUCACGCUCACCUCAAACGGAAAUUGCCCAAUCCAUCUUCCUUCGUCUUCCUCUCGAACUCCGCCGCAUGAUAUACAAGUUAUUGUUCCGAAGAAAACAAUUAGACAUCACCAAGUUCACUGCUUUGGAUGUUCUAUAUGGCGAGAGCAAAUUCCACGUCAGGAUUGAGGCUGGAUCCUUGCCAGAGCUUUCUGUAAAAAUAGGAGUCACAAACUUGUCUCGAAUUCGACACUUGCAUAUCUUUGCAUGUUCGAGAGAGCCAUACAGAAGCUUGGUACCGCCAUGCCGUCGCGGUUGGAAACUCGAUUCCCAUCAAUGGAAAUGUUUGCUCGGCAACAUUCUACAGCUAAUACUCCACGUACAACAACCUGAUAUGUGUAUGUCGUAUCCUGUAUCGAAACUGUACAAUGAAAGGGAUAUACCAAGGUGGAUAGCCUUCCUUGACAUGUUUCUACCUUUCGUCACUUGUUCGAUCGACAAAGAUACCAAAAUUUUGAUUCUGGAGGACGGUUGGUGUCUGACAGCUCGACAUGUGGCGAAAUAUUUCCGUCCUAUUCCCAAGAACCUGCGAAUAUACACGUUCAGGAUUAUGGAAUGUUUUAACUUUGCAUCAGCGGCAAAUGGAAUGGAGCGAUGGUUUGGGUUUUAUGCCGAUGGGGGAAUGUUAGCGUUUAUAUCAAAUGGCGUUCUGUAA
Messenger RNA from Sclerotinia sclerotiorum 1980 UF-70, 705 nucleotides. RefSeq lists its product with no specific name. The transcript has 3 exons. The record is from RefSeq and is a predicted model, not a curated record. Bases 1 to 705 code for a protein of 234 amino acids. NCBI's taxonomy places the organism in Eukaryota, Fungi, Ascomycota, Leotiomycetes, Helotiales, Sclerotiniaceae.